Pediculus humanus corporis (human body louse) is the source of this 469-nucleotide messenger RNA. Its product is annotated as 60S ribosomal protein L23, putative. Gene Ontology annotation, molecular function: structural constituent of ribosome; large ribosomal subunit rRNA binding. The record is from RefSeq and is a predicted model, not a curated record. The transcript has 2 exons. The coding region runs from base 11 to 433 and encodes 140 amino acids. Lineage: Eukaryota; Metazoa; Arthropoda; Insecta; Psocodea; Pediculidae. Gene Ontology annotation, cellular component: ribosome; cytosolic large ribosomal subunit. Gene Ontology annotation, biological process: translation.
UUGAAGCAUCAUGUCCAAAAGAGGACGUGGAGGUUCAGCAGGAGCGAAGUUUAGAAUAUCGCUCGGUUUGCCUGUUGGUGCAGUUAUAAAUUGUGCAGACAACACAGGAGCCAAAAAUUUAUAUGUUAUCGCCGUGCAAGGAAUUAAAGGAAGGCUGAACAGGCUUCCUGCUGCUGGUUCUGGUGACAUGUUUGUGGCAACUGUUAAAAAGGGAAAACCAGAAUUAAGGAAAAAGGUAAUGCCUGCGGUCGUUAUUCGACAGCGGAAACCGUUUAGGAGGAAGGACGGGGUUUUUAUAUACUUUGAGGAUAAUGCUGGUGUUAUAGUCAACAACAAGGGAGAAAUGAAAGGAAGUGCUAUCACUGGACCAGUUGCUAAGGAAUGUGCUGAUUUGUGGCCUAGGAUUGCUAGUAAUGCCUCUAGUAUAGCUUAAUUAACAACAGCAAUUUUAAAUAAAAUUUAUUUGUUC